This is a messenger RNA of Linepithema humile (Argentine ant), 9670 nucleotides long. RefSeq names its product Putative transcription factor capicua (gene cic). Gene Ontology annotation, cellular component: nucleus. Gene Ontology annotation, molecular function: RNA polymerase II transcription regulatory region sequence-specific DNA binding; DNA-binding transcription factor activity, RNA polymerase II-specific. Gene Ontology annotation, biological process: regulation of transcription by RNA polymerase II. Lineage: Eukaryota; Metazoa; Arthropoda; Insecta; Hymenoptera; Formicidae. The record is from RefSeq and is a predicted model, not a curated record.
UAGUUACUUCAAGGACGUUCGUUGUAAUUGGGAUAGGUCGGACGGUGCAACGAAGAAAGAACAUUGUGCAGCGUGGUAACGUGGAAGAGUGGCAACCGCAACGAAAGAGAAAGAGCGAGUGCACGUGUACGAGAAGGAGAGGAAGUGGUCGGUUCCUGAGGAUAGAACGGAACGCCAAAACGUGCGCGGAAAAGAGAAAGAAGCAGACAUCGAGUGAGCGACGAGGAAGCACGAGUGGACUGACUGAUAGGCAUGCGCGCACCCGCGAGAGAAAGAAAGAUGAUUGAACUUGCUUUCGACAUAGGAAAGAACUGUAAAGACUAGAGAAAAAGAGCGGCAGACGAGAGAUGUGACAUGCAGAGCGAGCGACGAGGACGGCGAGUGAAGAGUCACGAGAGCGAGCAUGAGCGACAGAAAUAGCAAAUGCGUGAUCCGAGUGAAGGUUCAUUCAUACCAUGCGAGGCGACGCGUCGCGUCAAUCGGGUGUCAAAUUUUAUUUAUAUAUGACUUUUAAACGGAGUGUCAUUUUGUAUAAUAUGCAUCGCUCUACGUGAAAUCCAUAUAAGACCGUCUUGACGUGACGUUAACGCGACGUGUCAUUUCGCAUAAUAUGAAUAGACCUUGAAGCAUCGCGCGAGCGAGAGGAAAGGCUCGAACGGAUGUGGAGUGGUGGGGGAAAUGUGAGCGGCCGAGCAGGGAGAGCUCGCGCCGGUGCCGUAAGCAUCUGUAAAUGGCGUCUGGCCGUGAGCGUCGGUACGUCACGGACUACUCUCGCAUUCUCGCAACAGUGUGUGAGCGCGACGGACUCGUCUCACGUAUAGUUCACUGAUAGAUCCGCGGUGAUAACAGCGUAAAAACACGUCUAGUUCCAUCAUUCCACGAACUUGCAGGAUUACUGUGCGCCGUAGAACACGCGAUCGCGAGUGUGCGUGCAUCGCAUCUCCGUCACCUCUCUAUUCCUGGCCGUUCCUGCUCCCUCUUUUCCCCCCCGCCCCGCCUCUCCAUUAUCCACCGCCUGGCCCAUCGUCCGUUCUUGCCUGCCUCGCGUCCCUCUCUCACCCGCGACAACGACGUGUCCCGCGUUCGUCUGUGUUUCUCCACAAACGGGGGGGGGUGGGGGAGGGUAAUCGUAUGCCUUGCUUCCUGGUGUGUGCGCGUCAAUGCUCAGUGGCGCCCUUCGAAGUCGAAUUCGCGUGCAGGCAACAUGGAGGAAGGUGCGGUGGUGCUACGAUAGUGGUUUCCAAGCGAGAAGAGUGCUACGCGACGACAACAGCGCCACGGUACCCGGAACAACGAGUAUAUCGGCUCCUAUCGUCUCCCACUGCUGCUUCUCUUCUUCCUUCAUCUCCUUGUCCGCUGUAUCCUCCAUCUUCUUCGCCGCCUCUUCCUUUUACGUCUCCUCAAUCUCCUUUUUCUUCUCUUUCGUCUCUCCUUUCUUCCUUGGUAACUACGGUGACGGCGACGACGACGACGACGACGACGAUAACGACGAUAACGACGACGACGACGACGACAACGACAACGACAACAACGACAACAACGACGAAAACUGCGGCAACGGCAGCGGCAGCGGUGACGGCAACGACGAGUCAACACGCCGGUUGCUCCCUCACCUUUGUUCGGACCGGCGAUUCCGUCGCUGCGAAGCCUACAGGACAUUCAGUGGAGACGCGAAACAAUUAAAGAGGAGACGACGAGUAUUUGCUUAGAAAGAGAAUUUUCGGAGGAGGAUGCUCGGCAGUUGGGGCUGCGAAGAAGAAUUGGAGUUGGGAGAGGGUAGUACGACAUCCGCCUCGUCGCAAGAGAGACAAAGACGAGAGAGCCCAGACUCGACGCAUCCUGUCCCUGACAGCCGGGUGCUGAGGUAUGCACCCAGCCGGUGUCACCACCCUCCCAGCUACAGCUCGCCACAUUUCAGCACGCAGCCUCCUCUCGACUGUACAGACUAGCAGCGUGAGGUGGCCAAAAUGCUGACUGCACAUCCUGAAAUGCACGAGAAGCGGGACAGCCUCGGCGGCGGGCAAUAUGGGACAGGCGGGGGUGGUGGCACCUCGAUUGAGGAGAAAUCUAUUCCGGAACAACCACCCCCGCCUUCCGGACCGCCGCAACGAGAUCUAUCGGAUCCCAUCAUCACCGCUAAGAAGCUUCCAAAGAAACGAAAAUUCGAUCCUUCCGAACUCGAGGAGAUAGACAAGAUCAGCAAUGUCAGUAGCAAUAUCAACAACAUGAUUAAUAUACGCGCGCCAACUAUACCGCUCGGCGGUCAGCCGGCUCUAGGUCAGCAAUCGAGCUUAUCGACUACCACCACUAGCCGACAGUCACCGCAGCAACAAGAGUCCGAUUAUCAAGUAUCCUCGGCUCAUUCGGUAGUGGUGUUACCUCCUCAAAGCACAGCGGUGGAUUAUUCUCUUCGCGAGGAACCUUUACGCUCUCGUCCACGGCUUACUAUUGAUCUCACUGAGUGGCGCGAUCACAGAGUGUUAGCUUUAAGGGAUUCAUAUUAUUAUCCAGGUGUUAUACGUAACGUUGUUGACGGUGUGAUAUUCAUCGAGUUCGACGGCGAGAGAAAGUUGACGCGUUACAGUGACGUUCUGGGCGCGAGAAGAUACGACGUAAUAGGUGAUGCAAGCCCGUCUCUGGGACAGGUGACUUUGGAUACGAAGGUUUGCAUCAAGUGUCCAAUCGCGAACUGCCACGUGGACGUGACGAAGGUGUUUGUCAAGGGGACGGUCUGCAAGAUAUUAACGAAACCUUAUCGUUUUGUUGUGAAAAUACCGCGGGAGGACGAUCGGAGUGACAGUUAUGUAGUGAAACGCGCGGACUUGCGGCUGGUGCAACCUCCGUGGGCCGACGAGUUGGAGGAGGGGCUGGAAGAAUGCGAUCCUGCGAAAGUCGAGGCUAUUGAACACGGAUAUCGCAGUACCGCGGAACCUCCGACAGCAGUGCCAAGUUUGCAAAUUCAUCACACUUCUCAUCAUGCAUCGCAUAUAUCAUCGCAUAACGAUACGAGCUAUUAUAGAACGACCGGUACCAGCCCUCUCAUGACUUUAGGCACUCCUGCGCAUUCCGCCACGGCGUUGAGUAACGGUAGCCGGCCGUAUGACGAUUUGGAAAGCGAGGAUGACUUGGACAGGGAGGACAUUACAUUUCCCUCGGAUGCAGAUGCAAAAUUGUCAGGGAGCAGCAAAAGAAGCAGCAUGCAGAGCCGAGGAAGCACCAGUAGCCUAGUUGAACAACGUAGUAUAACGCCCCGUUCUCAGGCAGCCACACCCAGAUCUCAGGCGGCAACGCCACAUAGGUAUAAAAAGGGUGACGUAGUGGCUACACCAAGCGGAGUCAGAAAGAAAUUCAAUGGGAAACAGUGGCGUAGACUCUGUAGCAAGGAGGGAUGUAACAAGGAAAGCCAGCGAAGAGGAUAUUGUUCUCGUCACCUUAGUUUAAAAGGAUCUGGUCUUAGAGGUCCGACGAACACAUUUUCCGGUAAGAUGGACGGCGAAGAAACAUCGAGAGAUUCCGAUACUUCGCCGAAUUACGGUGACAGAAGAAUAGCGGGUAGAUUCGAUCAAGACGAAACUGAAGCUGCUAAUAUGCUUGUGUCUUUAGGGAGUUCCAGAUCGGCUACGCCAGCUUUUUCAUCGCCGACGGGCCAAUCUUCUAUAUCUCCAUGCAUAAACCAGUCGCCGGUGCCGCCGUUGGGGCUCAAUCAGAACAAUGUAUUCAUGCCUAUUUCGAGCCCCGCUCAUCAUGCAACUCCGCUUAUCUCGCCUGGUGCAAAAUGGAAGCACUCUCCUACGCAGUCCAACUUUUUGGUCCAAUAUCCGCAGCAAGUGAUAAAACCCGAGCCGAAUCGAGUGGUUAGAUCGAAUCGACCGGCUCCGACGGCGCCUGUGCCCGCCAGCAUAGGGACAAGCGUGAUAAGAAUCUCCCCGGUAGGCCGCAGCAUGCAGCCCGGACAGAAUCUAACUCUGUCGUGGUCGGAGCAGAGCCCGCCGCCGACGAGACACCCCUCGGUCGUUACGUCUAUCGCCCAGCAACAGCAGGGCAUCAUCUUGCAGCACGCUCUAACGUCGAGCAACGACUUUGCCAAUCACACCGAGAUGCCCGAGCAGAGCCCGCAACUGAUGAAAUCGUCGCAGUCGCCGCAGAUGCCGCUGUCCGCCGCCCCGGUGCCGCAAAACCUGGCGCUUAUACACAAACCGCUGGAGCAACCGGUGGACUACGCGCCACCGCAGUCUCAGGGCCAGCCGAUCUACGUGAUGCAUCAGCACGAAAAAAAGUACUUUGUGAUAAAAAACAGCAUGGACGUACCGCCACCGGUGGGCACGCACAUUACCAAUCAGGAUGACAAGUAUCGGCAGGGACUGAUAAAUCACCUCAGCCAAUUGCCGACGCCCACGUUGCAUCAAGUCCCGUGUCAGCAGCCACCUCAAUCACCCGCGGUUUCAUCCGUCCACAUCGACAAGCUAUCCGUUUUGCAACCUGUGAAUAAAGUGGGCACGCACACGACUGUGCAUAUGGACGCGCAGAGAAGUCAGCCUACGAGCGCUGUAAUGACAUCCACCACAGAGUCCAAUCAGUCUGCUCCGACAAGUGUCUUCCAGCAUGUAAUUGUUCAACCCGGACAUUUGGUGCAGAUUCAAAAAGCGCAGCCCGCCAGGGAAGAGAAUGCAAAGAACAACGGUAUCCUCUAUGGCAGCCAUGAAGUUCCUCCUGCAUACCAGCCCCAUCCCCCAACAUUACUGAACAAUGCAGUACGCAACUGGAAAAAAGCUUUUUCCUGGCAGACGACAGUUUUGGAACAAUCAGAGGUGAGCCCUCCUCCUUCCGCUUUGAGCCCACCUCUGAGCGCACCUCCAAUUCCAAUAAGUAUGAGCACUCCUGCUGAAGAUGGACCUGGUGCUGGUCCAGAUCCCAUAACACCCGCUGAGGAAGAGGACGAUGAUGUUUUUGGAGCAGAACCAACUCCACCCGCGGAAGUGGAAGCCAAUGCUAAUAAGAGACGCAGUCAAUCGCUCAGCGCUUUGCAACCGCAGACUCCAUUGAAAGCUAAAGACAGAAUACGGCGACCCAUGAAUGCAUUUAUGAUUUUUUCAAAACGACAUCGCGCCGUCGUGCAUCAACGUCAUCCGAAUCAAGAUAAUCGUACGGUGUCCAAGAUAUUGGGAGAAUGGUGGUACGCGUUGAAGCCGGAGGAGAAACAAAAGUAUCACGAGCUUGCCUUGGAAGUUAAGGAGGCGCAUUUUAAGGCGCAUCCGGACUGGAAGUGGUGCAGUAAGGACAGAAGUCGAAAGUCGUCAACGACGAGCUUCAAGGGAAGCGAAAGCAGGACCAAACUGAAUAGCACAGGAGAGGAAACAGAUCCUCUGCAGUGUUCUUCCUCGGAGGAUCCAUUAGUUGAUCCAUUAACGAUCUCGUCCGUCGACGAAGUACCUACUCCGAUUACUACUACGUACAGCGAACCUCCCGCUAAUAUUGAGAUUAUGAAUCAAUCACACGCGCAACAUCGGACUUCGGAAAUCCCUUUGCAAAUUGAAAACGCGGAGGUCGACGUCAAGCCGGACGACGAUGCGAAUGGAUCGGACGACGAUCAGAUGGUUAUUUGCGAGGAUCCUCAACCGGAAAUCGACUUGAAGUGUAAAGAUAAAUUGACGGACAGUGAUAACGAUGUGCAAGAUGAAGACGCGGAGAAGAAAUGCUUCAAUCAAUCGCAAUUCUCGCCUGUGAGUCAAAAGAGGGAAGUGAUGAAUGUUAAACAGGAGAUAACCUGCAGGCCUAAACCGAUAAAAGCACGGAUACCCUCAACAGGUAUAGAAUCUACAACAAAGUAUCACCACACUUCCAUGGAUAAAGGCGGUACUGUAUCAGUUUUGUCGAGUACGUAUCCUUAUCACAGUCCUGUCAAUCCAACAGGAGUGUCAGGGUUCCAACCUACCGGCGGCGCUUUCAUAACUAUGCCAAUCUCGCCGAAAGUUAUUAAGCCGGAGCCCGUGAAGAGCGAACAGCAGUACAGCACUCAGUACAGUGUGAACAAUCUCGUGAGCAUCCACACUGAGAACGGACGGAACAUGCCCAAGUUCACAGCAGCUCCAGUAUUACACACGAUUGGAACGAAACCUAUGAUGGCGCUGUUGAAACAACAGCAGCCGUUGCAGUCAUUAGGCACUCCUCUUGGCCCCCUUACUUCAACUGUCCCUUAUCAACUAACAUUGCUCGAUAACGAUUUGGUGGCUGUUUCCAAACCGCAGCAGGGAUCGCAGUACCUAAAUCCGGCGCCGCCGCACCCCAGGAUGUACAGUGGAUUUCAGAUACCCAUCACUGAUACCAAUGGCCGCAACAACUCCAUACCCGUGCAAAAUCUCGUUUCCAACAAGAUGGAAAUACAAAGCGUGAUUGUGACCAAGCCGUAUCCCGUCUCGACGAAUUCCUCCACCACGUCGACUUAUCGAGGAGGGUUCGGUCAUUCUAUCGCUCGCCUCGCGGAAUCCGAUGACAAUCAACCGACUACGAAUCACGCUCAGUUUUACGUUAGUAAUAUAAAAACGGAAGAUAGAAAGGAAAGCAUAAACAUACUUUCCGCGAGUAAUGAGAAACUUAAGCAACCGUCGACGCCUCACACGCCGCACACACCUCAAAACAAUCACGGAAGCAGCGAUCUAUCGUCAAGUAAAUCAUACACAUUCGACGAAGUUCAGAGCAAUGAUGUAGGGCCGAGCAAGGGCCCGUUUAUGCUCGCUCCGACUCCAGCACAACUCGGUCGAGCACCACUGCAAAGGAGACAAUCAAUGGCAAUGCCUCCCGCAUCAACUGCAGGAGACCAUGGGCCAAUGGCGACAUCUCAACAUUGUGAUAAUCGGCUACAAACCAAUACGUCUCAAAUGGCAGAACAGGCACAACAGCAGAAUAUGUCAGAAUCUCAUACUUCUCCUUCCCCCUCUACAAAGAAAGGUUCUUUCUUCAAGAAAAACGUGGAGGAUGGUAUGGACAGAGUUCUCGAGCAAGUAAACUUCCAAGAAAAAUUUUCCUCGUUACCGGAAUUCAAACCAGAGGAUAUACAAAGUCCGAGCGCGAUCAGUAUAAACACUCCAGGUUCAUCCAGCCACAGCAGCGUAACUUCUGGAUUACACUCGCAAACACCUAUGCAUUUGCCAACUUAUCGAAAGAAGUCUGCACAAGGACCUCAUAGGCCCACAAUGAAUGAGGACGAGAUUGAUUCGGACACAUCGAUACCAGCUACUCCAAAAUCUGCUUCGAGCAUCAAACUGACAGGCAACACAUUCUUCGGUCCGGAUUUCAACGUUGACGCUUACAGGGCCAACAACGAUCUGAUGGACGUCGAGGCUAGUUCUCCGCGAACUCCGAAAACUCCCGGCGGCAGUGCUGGGAAUGCCGUAGGCAUCGGCAGAAGUGACAACGAGCGCGGCCACAGGAAGAUUCUGGAGCAACGGAGAAAUCUGGUGAUGCAACUGUUUCAGGAACAUGGUUACUUUCCAUCCACGCAAGCCACUUCUACUUUUCAAACCAAACAUGCGGAUAUAUUUCCCACCAAGACGAGUUUGCAAUUGAAGAUCCGCGAGGUUAGACAGAAGUUGAAGGCCAAUUCGACGCCGAUGAGCGCCAACAGCCUCAUCAGUCCGUUGCCAGUCUCCGAAUCCUCGCCUGUCGUAACCGAUACAUUGAUCGCUCCUCCGACAUCGAUGGGAGCUCCACAUUCACUGCCCGUAAGCAGUAGUGGUAGCUAGCACCCACGUGCCAACUGUGAUACUAUGCAUCCCCUUGCUCCGCAACACGAGUACAUCAUUAUCCUUUGAAAAGCAAAGUGUUUUACUAGAGAGAAGCCGUUAGUGCGCACUUGUCCUUCGGACCUUGUCAAGUGCCGCAAAAAAGGCUUUAGUGCAAUUUUAAAUUACGAUACGAAACUUGGUGCGAUAACUUAGCCGGCAUGUCGCGAUGUGUUGAUAUACGAGUAUCAGAUCCGAUUUUGUAUAUAUAAUAUUUCAAGUAUUAACUGUUUAUCAAGAUAUCAGCUGCUCUCUUGGGAGUAUGUGUUCGGACAAUCUGUGUUCGCGAUCGUCGUUAAACGACGAGAUGAAGAGAAAAUUUAUCAAUAUUUCUGUAGUAGACAAGUUUCAAAACUUGGCGAUUUGUGUUUUUCUUCCGCGAACCCGGCUUUCACGCGAGACUUUACAGACAUAAUGUCUCGUCGAGUGGCGAAUAACGUAAUACAUAGUAACGAAUGUCAUGCAAGAUGAACAUGGCUAUGUAAAUUUACAUAGCCGUUAAACUGUGCAAUUCUUACAGGACGAACUCGCUCUUUGAAGACGGAAAGACAAAAUUGCAUUGCAGUUCUAAAAAUGGUUUAAAAAGAAAAUGAGAACGAUAAUGAAUAUAAUAUUAUUUUGCUCCGCAAUUCUUGAUUAUGCAAUUGAUAUUUCUACAUCAACACGUCCUGCGUGAUUCGCGGAAAGGCCUAAGCCGUUGUUAAAUAUUGUUGAAAAUAUGAAAUGAGAUUCAUAGAGAAAGAGAAAAGGUAAAGGAGAGAGAGACAGAGAGAAAGAAUCAUAAUCGGAAAUAUUAUGCGACAUAGAAUUAAUGUAUCAUUAUAAAAUGAGAUCAGAGUUUAUAUACUUUAGUUAUACUUUAUAUAUCAUAUACGAGUCCCAGAAAAAACUAUAGAACGAAAAAAUCGCGAUAAGAACUGCACCAAAUUUGUGUAUUACACUCAUCGGGGAGAUGUUUAUUUCACUUGUAAAUAUUGCGGAACGAUCUUGAGGCAGAAGAUAUCUGAACAGUUGAAGUAUAUCUGCAAUUCUCUAUUUAAAGAAAUAUUAAAAGCAACGCAUUCUCUUGACCGAUAGAUUAUAAAUACCGGAGAUAUAAAAAGAAAAAAACCGUGCCAUUGUGCGGCGACAAAGCGAAGGGAAUGUAAUGCGCUGUAAUUCCCGUACUAGUGAAGGAAUGAUUGUUAGAUAAUUCUUGAUAUAAAUAAUAUGUAAUAUGUUUUCCGACACUAUUGAAAGUACUUAUUCUACUGUUUUUUAGACCUUUGCUAAGAUUCAACGCGCUAAUCGCAUAUUUUAUAAGUAUUUUAAAAGCGGUCUAUCUUUAUUCUUUUUUUUCCAUUUUUUUCAUUUAUCUUAUUUUUUUCUCUUUUUUUUUUGGCCUUAGAUUUAAGUGUUUUUACACAGGCUGUAUUUUUUUUCCAUUUUUUUUUUGGCCGUGACAAAUACAUAUUUUAUUAUUAUCUCUGUUGCACGUGUCAAGUACUUAAUAUGUACUGUAUGAAGAGACGAGAACAAAAUCUAUUCGUUGUUAAGGUUUCAAAUAUCGAUGCCGAUCAACAAUUGGUGGUAAUUAUCUUCAAUAGUAGCGCGUUGAAAAGUAAAAAGAGCGUAUACUUUUAUUAAAAUAUAAAUGUUUAUAAUGAAUUUGUAUUAUAUAUGAAAGGGGAUCAGUGUUGUUGUUAUAGCAUGCAUUUUAAUAAGUUUAUUCUCUUUAUUAUACAUAAACGGUACGACGUGUAUCGCGUCUGUUUUAACAUCUUUUACUGAUCCAACGUUUUUCCCUCCUUUUUUACGUUGUUAAAGCUCUCAGAGUUAUUGCGUUGAAUUUUAGCAAGGAUUGUUGAAUUUGGCUGUAAAAUAGAUUAUGUAAUUAGUGAUAUGUUUAUAUA